AUGAACAUCCACAUGAAUUCAACAGGAAGUAGUGAAGACCUGUCUACAUUCAAUGCAUCCACGACCCCAACAACUCAGGACAGAAUUGAGUACAACUUCAUCCGAUGCAUCCUGCUCAUCAUAACGACCACUCUACUUCUGACCCUCAACCCGCUGUGUCUUGUGGUCCUGAGGCAUGUCCGCAGCAUCCAGGAAACAACUAAGAUAUUCCUCAGAUCCAUGACGAUUGCCGAUCUCGGCAUGGGACUCUUCCAAGCUCUACCGAUGACUGUACUUGCAAUUUCCGAGACUGAGCAUAUUGGCGAGGCGUUUUGCCAAGUGCUGUCAUUUGCCGGUGAAAUCGUAAUCUACAGUCCCCAGAUGUCACUCCUGCUACUGACUGUGGACCGCUACAUUUCCGUGGUGUACGCGUUGCGCUACCCAUCUCUUGUAACUGUGAAGAAGAUGAACAUCCACAUGAAUUCAACAGGAAGUAGUGAAGACCUGUCUACAUUCAAUGCAUCCACGACCCCAACAACUCAGGACAGAAUUGAGUACAACUUCAUCCGAUGCAUCCUGCUCGUCAUAACGACCAUCCUACUUCUGACCCUCAACCCGCUGUGUCUUGUGGUCCUGAGGCAUGUCCGUAGCAUCCAGGAAACAACUAAGAUAUUCCUCAGAUCCAUGACGAUUGCCGAUCUCGGGGUGGGACUCUUCCGAGCUCUACCGAUGACUGUACUUGUAAUUUCCGAGACUGAGCAUAUUGGCGAGGUGUUUUGCCAAGUGCUGUCAUUUGCCAGUGAAAUCUUAAUCUACGGUCCCCAGAUGUCACUCCUGCUGCUGACUGUGGACCGCUACAUUUCGGUGGUGUACGCGUUGCGCUACCCAUCUCUUAUUUGGGACUCACUAUCACUCAGCAUGAACACAACAGGUCAAAGUGGGGACCCCAUCAGCCAGAGUCUCGCCCAGUACUGA
Messenger RNA from Patiria miniata (bat star), 954 nucleotides. RefSeq names its product beta-1 adrenergic receptor-like. Gene Ontology annotation, biological process: G protein-coupled receptor signaling pathway. Lineage: Eukaryota; Metazoa; Echinodermata; Asteroidea; Valvatida; Asterinidae. Gene Ontology annotation, cellular component: membrane. The transcript has 3 exons. The record is from RefSeq and is a predicted model, not a curated record. Gene Ontology annotation, molecular function: G protein-coupled receptor activity. The coding region runs from base 1 to 954 and encodes 317 amino acids.